UAUUUCGAAUUUUGAUUAACUAGCACAAAAUCACAUACAGAUUAAUCGAGUAUCAGAUGGAAUCACAAUCUAAUUAUGUUCCGAGAUGGACACCUAGUCCCAUUCGAUCACCUCAUCGACGUAACGAAUCGGAGACAAAUGAAAGUGUUAGCUCUGAAGAAGACAUUUCUUUUAGCCACAUUAAUAAUCCAACAAAAAAUUUCCCAUUUACACCAAGUAUUGGUUCAAUUGAAGCACCAUCUCUAAGGGUUGAUUCUGAAAUAAAAAGGUCAAUAGAGAUGGAAAGUACUAAUUAUUAUGAGCCACCUAAACAAAUUAGUGUUACUAAUCCUAUGAUUAGUAAUACUAAUUUUGGUUAUGAUGAUGAUGUGGCUUUGGGUGGAAAGUUGAUUAAUGAAGGAAUUUAUUUAACAUGGAAAGAUUUAUGGGUAACUGUGCCUGAUAAAAAAAGUGGGAGAAGAGCUAUUUUGCAAGGGCUUACUGGUUAUGUACAACCUGGUGAAGUUUUGGCAAUUAUGGGUCCUUCUGGUUGUGGCAAAUCAACACUUCUUGAUACUCUAGCAGGGAGAUUGGAUUCGAACACAAGACAAAGAGGAGAAAUCCUCAUCAAUGGUCGUAGACAAUCACUUGCUUUUGGCACUUCGGCAUACGUGACGCAAGAUGACAUAUUGAUGACAACCCUAACAGUAAAAGAAGCAAUUUACUAUUCAGCCCAACUCCAAUUACCGGAUUCGAUGUCGAGAUCAGAGAAGAGAGAUAGGGCUGAACAAACCAUAAGAGAAAUGGGUUUACAAGAUGCAAUGAACACAAGAAUUGGUGGAUGGAGUGUUAAAGGGCUAAGUGGUGGACAAAAAAGAAGAGUUAGUAUUUGUAUUGAAAUAUUAAAAAGGCCCAAACUAUUAUUUCUUGAUGAACCAACAAGUGGGCUUGAUAGUGCUGCUUCUUAUCAUGUUAUGAAUAAAAUUGUCCAAUUGGCUAAACAAGAUGGAAGAACUAUUGUUGCUUCAAUUCAUCAACCAAGUAGUGAAGUUUUUCAACUUUUUCACAAUCUUUGCCUUUUGUCCUCUGGAAGAAUUGUCUACUUUGGUAACAUUUCUAAUGCUAAUGAGUAUUUUGCUUUGAAUGGUUUCCCAUGUCCAACUAUGAGGAAUCCAUCUGAUCAUUAUCUAAGGACAAUCAACAAGGACUUUGAUAUUGAUAUUGAAAAAGGAGUUGGUGGAAAAGCUACUGCUACAGAAGCAAUUGAUAUUCUUGUUAAGUCAUACAAGACUUCACAGGGUUGUCAACAAGUUCAACGUAAAGUUUCAGAAAUUUGCCAACAGAGUGGAGGAGAAGAUGCAAAGAAAGGAAGUCAAGCAGGUUUCAUUACUCAAUGUAUGGUUCUCACAAGGAGGUCUUUCGUGAACAUGUAUCGCGAUCUUGGUUAUUACUGGCUACGUUUUGCAAUUUAUAUUGCUUUGUGUUUGUGUGUUGGCACUAUUUUUCAUGACAUUGGACAUGACUAUGGCUCCAUUCAGGCUAGAGGUUCAAUGUUGAUGUUUGUUGCUGCCUUCUUGACUUUUAUGGCUAUUGGUGGAUUCCCUUCAUUUGUUGAAGAUAUGAAAAUUUUCACUCGAGAAAGAUUAAAUGGACACUAUGGUGUAGCUGCAUAUGUGGUGGGAAAUACAUUUUCUUCCAUUCCUUACCUUUUAUUAAUCUCAGUUAUACCUGGCGCUAUCGCUUAUUACCUCGUCGGAUUACAAAAAGGGUUCGAUCACUUCGCGUAUUUUUCACUAGUACUUUUUGCGACCAUGAUGUUAGUCGAGAGUCUCAUGAUGAUUGUAGCAAGCAUUGUCCCCGACUUCCUCAUGGGAAUCAUAACAGGAGCUGGAAUUCAAGGUGUUAUGAUGCUUAAUGGAGGUUUUUUCAGAUUGCCUAAUGAUCUUCCUAAGCCAUUUUGGAAGUACCCAAUGUAUUACAUUGCAUUUCACAAAUAUGCAAAUCAAGGAUUUUACAAGAAUGAAUUCUUGGGAUUAAAUUUCCCUAAUGAACAAAUUAGAGGGCCAGCCAUAAUUAGUGGUGAAGAAAUAUUGAGAAAUGUAUGGCAAGUACAAAUGGGAUAUUCAAAAUGGGUGGAUGUUGCUAUAAUAUUUGGAAUGGUAAUACUCUAUAGGUUCAUGUUUUUGGGAAUAAUUAAAACUGUGGAGAAAGUUAAACCUAUGAUUAGAGCAUUUAUGGCUCGUUCUUCUAAAAAUCCAACUCAUGCUGAAGAUCUAGACUCUUGAUUGUGUUACUUAUUAUAUUUUGUUGUUGAUGUAAAAUGUGUACCAAAGUUUAUUAUUAAUUGUUGUAUUCAAGACCAACGUGAGGUUGGUC
This is a messenger RNA of Solanum verrucosum, 2355 nucleotides long. Its product is annotated as ABC transporter G family member 1-like. The transcript is spliced from 9 exons. Lineage: Eukaryota; Viridiplantae; Streptophyta; Magnoliopsida; Solanales; Solanaceae. The record is from RefSeq and is a predicted model, not a curated record. Gene Ontology annotation, cellular component: membrane. The coding region runs from base 57 to 2264 and encodes 735 amino acids. Gene Ontology annotation, molecular function: ATP hydrolysis activity; ATP binding; ABC-type transporter activity.